This is a messenger RNA of Apis cerana (Asiatic honeybee), 2175 nucleotides long. RefSeq names its product G-protein coupled receptor Mth2. Gene Ontology annotation, cellular component: membrane. Gene Ontology annotation, biological process: cell surface receptor signaling pathway; G protein-coupled receptor signaling pathway. Lineage: Eukaryota; Metazoa; Arthropoda; Insecta; Hymenoptera; Apidae. Gene Ontology annotation, molecular function: G protein-coupled receptor activity. The record is from RefSeq and is a predicted model, not a curated record.
AGUACCACGCGCAACGUUAGUGUGUUAACGUAUCUAAGCUGCUCUUUCGAUGUGUUUCUUCGUUACAUCAAGUUUUAAUUUGUCAUACUUUUCAAUCAAGUUAUUCGUUUGAAACGUGAAUGGAUAAACUAAUGGCUGUUUUUUUUUCUUUUUUGCAAAAAACGAAUCAGAGUUAGCAUUAUGACACAAUGCUAUUUUUUUUUUAACUUAUAACAGUGUAAUCGAUUAAGAGGACUGGAUUGAUUAAUUAAUUAUUCGAUAAAUUUUGCGGAAACAAAUCCGUUUUUUUAGUAAAUAAAGAACAAAGAAAUGUGGUAACGAGAAUCAAAAAUAUAAUGUUGGACGUGAGUUACAACAGGCACUCGGACACGUUGCCAGCUAAAGAAUUACUAUGGAUCUUUUUGUUAAUAUGGACGAUCUCAUCAAGUCUAGCGAUCAACAUCAACUGUUGCCCGGACUCGACGUGGUCGUCAUCUUCGAAAAAUUGUUCCGAUGGCACAAAGAUUCGUCUUACAUGCUUGUCUGAUGGAUAUUACAUAAUCGAUUCUAAAGAGGAAAACUUUACUAUAAUCGAAGAGCAUGGGAUGCCAUGGCUUCAAUUCGUGGAGAUGAGUCAUAUAAAAUUAAAGGCAGAUAGUUUUUGCGUGACAAAUUGGGAAAACAACUCGCAAGUGGUUUUGACAUGUUUCGAAGGCGAACAUUACGUGAUGUGGAAGAACACAUUGUUUUGUAUUCUUAGUAUCAUAUCAGCCAUAUUCUUAAUCGCCACCCUAGCAGUUUAUGUUUUACUACCAGAAUUAAGGGAAGUUCAAGAUAAGGCGAUGAUGGCCGUAGUCACAUCAUUAGCAGUCAGUUAUAUUAUCCUUUCUGUACAAAAUUUAAGAUUGCCAGAAGAAGAAGAUUACAUGAUAUGUGCUUCUUUAGGGUUUAUUUUAUAUUUCGGAUUUAUAUCUGUAUUUUUCUGGUUAAACAUUGUCUCUUUUAAUAUAUGGAGGACAGUUUGGUUUAAAGAUUUCAUAAUCGCAGAUAAACCACUUUUUAUUACUUAUAGUAUUAUUGGAUGGGGUGGACCAAUGUGUUUUUUAAUAAUAUCCUUGAUCGCUCAUCAUGUAGAUGGAACCCAUUUGAAACCUGGUUUUGGAGAUAAUACUUGUUGGUUUAAUGGCCCUGAGCAAACGUGGGCAUAUUUUUAUGGGCCAAUUGCUAUUUUAUUGACGUUAAAUAUUAUCUAUCUUGGCUUAACUGGCUGGCGAUUAUGGCAUCAAUAUAAAGAUUAUAGUGGAAGCAAUUUACGAUCACUUCGUUUUAAAUGUCUGCUUUAUGUCAAACUGAUAUUUGUUAUGGGUAUUACAUGGAUAUUUGAAGUAGUUUCAUUUGUUGAUCAUAGUAAAAAUGAUUUUUGGAUACUAACGGAUAUACUAAAUGCAUUACAAGGUUUAAUAAUAUUUUUACUAUUAGUCGCGAUGCGAAAACGUGUCAGGAAAUUGUUGGCAAAAAAAAAACCUUGUGGAAUUGGCUUUCCAAAAUCUUGGACUGCUUAUGAAGACGAAGAAUGCGAAGAAGUUUUACCUGAAGAAGUUGAGUUAUCACAACAUGACUAAUAUUUAUUAAAACAUUUUUUUCAUUGAUAAAAAAAUGAUUUUUUUAAUUUUUUUAUAUCAACACCGUUUAGUUUGAAAUAAUUAUAAAUAAUGAUAAAGAAAAAAAUUAUAUAUUUGUUUGUUAAUAACAAAGUGAUAUAAGGAUUGUAUAGAAUUCAAUACUCUUUUACCAUUAACCUAGUCGUAACAUACAUAUAUAUAAUUUUUAUAGCUAAAAAUGUAUUUACUAGAAAUAUAUUUUUUUAUAAUCUCAAAUGAAUUGUCAAGAAAUACGUAAUAAUAAUUAUUUAAGAAUCUCUAGGAACGUUACUAAAUAAUGAAUAUUGCGUUAAUUAUUGUGUCAAUUAUUAUUAUAUCAAUUUUUACCGGUAUAUAUUAAGAGAAAAUCGAUUAUUAUCGUUUUAGUAUAUUUGUCAUUGUAAUAAUUUUAUCUUAUUAUUUUAUUGUUUCCUUCAAAAACGUUCGUAUCAAACUUUCAUAAGUGACUGACGCGGCACUUAUAACGGCGAGAUGAUAAUUCAUUUUAAAUUAUAUGUAUUACUUCUUGUAUAUAUUAAACAAAAAUGUUAGUCAA